AUGUUCCGUGGAGUUGCGUCUCUUGCUAGACUUGGAAACAAGGCGUUUUUGCCUACGGCGCAAAGGCUUCCCGUUUCCCGCGGCUUUGCAACUUCGUUGGCCAGAACAAAAGAGUUGACGUCUGUGCCAAAAACCUAUGAGGAAGAAAAGGUGAUCAUCGACGAAAUCAACGCUUCGUUGAGCGAAAAGGACUUGUCUGGUGCCACGAGAUUGAGAAACAUUGGUAUUUCGGCGCACAUUGACUCGGGCAAAACCACCUUCACCGAACGUGUUUUGUUCUACACUGGAAGAAUCAAGGCCAUCCAUGAAGUGAGAGGAAGAGACUCCGUGGGUGCCAAGAUGGACCACAUGGACUUGGAAAGAGAAAAAGGUAUCACCAUUCAGUCGGCAGCUACUUACUGCUCGUGGGAAAAGGACAACAAGGACUACCACUUCAACUUGAUUGACACUCCGGGCCAUAUUGACUUCACCAUUGAAGUCGAGAGAGCUUUGCGUGUUUUGGACGGUGCCGUGCUUGUUGUUUGUGCUGUAAGUGGUGUGCAAUCGCAGACUGUCACUGUCGACAGACAAAUGCGCCGUUACAAUGUUCCAAGAGUGACUUUCAUCAACAAGAUGGACCGUAUGGGUGCUGAUCCUUUUCGUGCCAUUGAGCAGAUCAACCAGAAGUUGAGAACACCUGCUGCUGCCAUCCAGGUCCCUAUUGGAGCUGAGGCCGACUUGAAGGGUGUGGUGAACAUUAUUGACCGUGUUGCCAUCUACAAUGAAGGUUCGCAAGGUGAGGAGUUGAGAAUCACCGAGGAGAUUCCAGAAAACUUGGUGGACUUGGUUGAAGAGAAGAGAGCUCUUUUGAUUGAAACUUUGGCCGACGUGGAUGAGGAAAUGGCUGACCUUUACUUGGAAGGUGAAGAGCCUUCCGUGGAGCAGAUUAAGAGUGCCAUCAGAAGAGCCACCAUCGGCAGAAAAUUCACCCCUGUUUUGAUGGGCUCUGCGUUGGCCAACAAAGGUGUUCAGCCUGUGUUGGAUGCUGUGGUGGACUACUUGCCCCAACCAAAUGAGAUUUUGAACACAGGUCUUGAACUUGUUGGAAACGAAGAGAGACCAACCACCUUGGUUCCAUCGUCGACUGAACCAUUUGUCGGUUUGGCUUUCAAGUUGGAGGAAGGAAAAUACGGCCAGUUGACUUACAUUCGUGUUUACCAGGGUAAGUUGAAGAAAGGUGCAUACAUGAACCACGUUAAGACAGGCAAGAAGGUUAAGGUUUCAAGAUUGGUAAGAAUGCACUCGAACGAGAUGGAGGAUGUCGAAGAAGUUGGCGCCGGAGAAAUCUGUGCCACUUUCGGUAUCGACUGUGCUUCGGGCGACACUUUUAUUGGCCACAAUGCCGACAAGCAAAUUGCCAUGUCGUCGAUGUUUGUUCCAGACGCUGUCAUUUCGUUGUCGAUCGAACCCAAGACAAAAGACAGUGGAAACUUCUCCAAGGCCAUGAAUAGAUUCCAAAAGGAAGACCCUACCUUCCGUGUGAGAUUCGACCCCGAGUCAAAGGAAACUGUUAUUUCCGGUAUGGGCGAGUUGCACUUGGAAAUCUACGUGGAAAGAAUGAAGAGAGAAUAUGGCGUGGAGUGUGUGACAGGAAAGCCUCAAGUGGCUUACCGUGAAACUAUCACCGUCCCAGCUGAGUUCGACUACACCCACAAGAAACAGUCUGGUGGAGCAGGUCAGUUUGGUCGUGUUAUCGGAGAGUUCAAACCUAUUGAAGGUGAAAACAAAUUUACCCAGCACGUUGUUGGAGGUAAGAUUUCGGAAAAGUACUUGUUUGCAUGUCAAAAGGGUUUCGAGGACUCUUUGGAAAAGGGUCCUAUGAUUGGCCACAAGGUGUUGGGUGUCCACAUGCACAUUAAUGAUGGUCAGUCGCACAUGGUGGACUCUUCGGAAUUGUCUUUCCGUCUUGCUACACACGGAGCUUUCAAGCAAGCUUUUAUGAAGGCUAACCCGGUCAUUUUGGAACCGGUGAUGCUGGUGGAAGUCAGUGCACCAAACGAGUUCCAGGGACCUGUGGUUGGAUUGAUCAACAAGCUUGGAGGUAUGAUUAUGGAAACCGUUAACGGACAAGAUGAGUUUACCGUGAAUGCCGAGUGUACAUUGAACUCGAUGUUUGGCUUUUCUACAUCUUUGAGAGCGUGUACUCAGGGCAAGGGCGAGUUUUCGUUGGAGUUUUUGAAGUACGCCCAAACUUCUCCACAGUUGCAGAAGCAGUUGAUCGAGGAGGCACAAAAGAAGAAAAAGUAA
This is a messenger RNA of Clavispora lusitaniae ATCC 42720, 2286 nucleotides long. RefSeq lists its product as uncharacterized. Gene Ontology annotation, biological process: mitochondrial translational elongation. Lineage: Eukaryota; Fungi; Ascomycota; Pichiomycetes; Serinales; Metschnikowiaceae. The record is from RefSeq and is a predicted model, not a curated record. Gene Ontology annotation, cellular component: mitochondrion. Gene Ontology annotation, molecular function: GTPase activity; translation elongation factor activity; GTP binding.